GGAUUAGGUUUUCUGGAAGUGAGAAUUUUUUUUUUUGACAUGACGAUUCCUGUUAACCUAAAGCCUUUCUUGAACAAUCUGACUGGGAAGACUGUAAUAGUGAAGCUGAAGUGGGGAAUGGAUUAAUGGAAUACAAAGCUUUUUUGGCCUCUGUGGAUUCCUACAUGAACCUGCAGCUUGGUAACACUGAAGAGUACAUCGAUGGACAGUUUACCGGAAAUCUGGGGGAGAUUUUGAUCAGAUGCAAUAAUGUUUUGUAUCUUCGUGGGGUACUAGAAGAUGGAGAAGUAGAAGAUGCAGAUUAAGAUUGAAGCAGUUUGAUCAUGGUUGAAAGAUAACAGCUAGCUUCUUAACUAAGAAAUGUUUUAUGGUAGUAUUUCUAUUGUGUAAUAGGUGGUUGUCUGUUGCUUAACCAACAUGUAUUUUGGUGUUUCUAGAACUCCUGCAAGCAAUCCUAACAAACAUAUUUGAAGUAAUUUCUGGAGAUGUUCCACUCUGUAGAAAUGGUAUGAAUAAUUCUCUUUUUGGUGA
Molecule: messenger RNA, 531 nt
Organism: Rubroshorea leprosula
Lineage: Eukaryota; Viridiplantae; Streptophyta; Magnoliopsida; Malvales; Dipterocarpaceae
Source: the annotation of a GenBank genome assembly